Molecule: messenger RNA, 579 nt
Organism: Myotis davidii
Lineage: Eukaryota; Metazoa; Chordata; Mammalia; Chiroptera; Vespertilionidae
Gene: NDUFB11
Product: NADH:ubiquinone oxidoreductase subunit B11
Exons: 3
Coding region: 45-506 (153 amino acids)
Source: RefSeq, a predicted model, not a curated record
CCCAUUUCCGUCUCCGCCCCUGAGAGCCUGCCCAACCGUCUGUCAUGGCGCCCGGACUGUUAGGUUUGUACGCUCGCCGCCUUUUGGCAGCAGCGGCGACGCGAGGGCGCCUGGCUGCCCCGGCUCGCUGGGAAUCCAGCUCUGCUAGGGCUGUCAUCGCUCCGUCCGCUGCGGUGGGAAAGCGGGCGCCGGAACCGACAGUGCACUGGCAGGAGGACCCAGAACCCGAGGACGAAAACCUCUAUGAGAAGAACCCCGACUCUCAUGGCUACGACAAGGACCCUGUUGUGGAUGCCUGGAACAUGCGGGCCGUCUUCUUCUUUGGCUUCUCCAUCGUCUUGGUCUUUGGCACCACCUUUGUGGCUUAUCUGCCUGACUACAGGAUGCAUGAGUGGGCCCGCCGGGAAGCUGAAAAGCUUGUAAAAUACCGAGAGGCCCAUGGUCUUCCCAUCAUGGAAUCCAACCGUUUUGACCCCAGCAAGAUCCAGCUGCCAGAUGAGGACUGAUUGGAUCUUCUCUACCCCCUGUCUGCCACUCUGUCCUCUCCACUGAGCACUGUAUUAAAGGGACUGAAAAAUA